GGGAAUCUUGCCCCUGAUGGUCCUAAUGGUGAUUGUUUUCUUGCUGCUUCUGUUCUGGGAGAAUGAGCUGACCGAGGAUAUUGUGCUGACGUCCAUAGAACAAUUGCAUGUGGACUAUCCUCAGAAUGCUGCUCCUCUGAGGUACUGCAACUACAUGAUUCUCCAGAGAGUCAUCAGGGAACCUGACCACACGUGCAAGAAGGUGCAUGUCUUCAUCCACGAGAGGCCUCAGAAGAUCAACAGAAUUUGCACUUCCUCCAAGAAGAUGUCGUGCCCAAAUGAUUCUGACCUUUUCUGCUUCCAGAGUGAGACAAAAUUCAGGAUGACAGUUUGUCAGCUCAUUGGUGGCACCACAUAUCCUGCCUGCAGGUACCAAAUUUCCUCCGUAGAAGGGUUUGUACUUGUGACUUGUGAUGACUUAGGGCCAGUUGAUCUCCAGGGAUAUGUGGAAUAACUUGCCAUCAGCACUGAGUGUGAGAACUUCUCAUCUGUCCCCGAGCUGCUCUGGUUAACCUGAACUGUGGGUGUGGUGU
Messenger RNA from Mus pahari (shrew mouse), 533 nucleotides. RefSeq names its product ribonuclease A family member 12 (inactive) (gene Rnase12). NCBI's taxonomy places the organism in Eukaryota, Metazoa, Chordata, Mammalia, Rodentia, Muridae. Gene Ontology annotation, molecular function: nucleic acid binding. The transcript has a single exon. The record is from RefSeq and is a predicted model, not a curated record. The coding region runs from base 17 to 454 and encodes 145 amino acids.